GCUGAGUAUAAUCUUGGAAAUACAAAUUCACGACUCCUAGGAGUUUGUUUGAAUUUUGAAAUUCCCCAAGAGCCCUGCGUGUCAUAGGCUUUUUGUAUAUGCGGAAGGCAUGAGGAAACGCUUGAAAAUGCAAUUCCAGUAGUUUCCGGAAUAAGGUGACCUCGGUGUUGCUGGUGUAACAGGAAAAUGUCUCAAACUCUUUGUUUGUCGCCCCAAAUGGGCUCUUAUUUUGAUAAGACGGAAUGCAGGUCUCCGAUUGGCUCUUUGUAUGUGGCUCCAUGCCGACACCCACUGCACUGGGUACAACCUGUGAAAUGUCACUAAAUAUAUUAGAAGUGGUAUUGUGUUUAUGUCCGUAAGGGCUGCUCUGCUUCCUACAGCGCUGUUUAUUUUUGGUAUCGGUCUCCCUCAGUCCCCGGACUCCACAGUGGACUGGCGGAAGACGCAUUUUCGCUUUAGGAAAAGCAGUUUCGGUGCAUUUCUCGUUGAACUCUUAGGUAUUCCCAAGCGCCGCGGAUCUGGUUAUUGCAUGCAUUCGGCUUUAUAUUUUAAUAAAACGAUGAAAUAUAUGUUACAAAUGGAGUAGGCCAGUGUUUUGGAGUUUGUAUUCCGUAGCUCGGUAGCUUCGGAUAACCUUUGACCCCAGAAUGACCAGAGAAGAUGAGAUCCCUGAUUGGGUGGGGGCCCAGGAGUUCUAUGAGAAGUAUGAACCUAAGGAGAUCCUUGGAAGAGGUGUCAGCAGCGUAGUACGGCGCUGUGUGGACAAGCGGACCGGCCAGGAGUAUGCUGUCAAGAUCAUAGACAUCACCCCAUCUGACAAAAUGACUCCUCAGGAGAUCGAGGAGAUCCGGGAGGCCACCGUCAAGGAGAUCGACAUUCUGAGGAAGGUCUACGGCAAGGAGAACAUCAUACAGCUGAAGGACUGCUACGAGACCAAGGCCUUCUUCUUCCUGGUAUUUGAUUUGAUGAGAAGAGGGGAGCUGUUUGACUACCUGACAGAGAAAGUUACACUGAGUGAGAAGGAGACCAGGAAGAUUAUGCGUGCCCUGCUGGAGGUGGUCCAGUUCCUCCACUCCAUAAACAUCGUCCACAGAGACCUGAAGCCUGAAAACAUCCUGCUGGACGACCACAUGAACAUCAAGCUGACGGACUUUGGCUUCUCUGUGCAGAUUGAGCAGGGGCAGAAGCUCAACGAGGUCUGUGGGACACCCGGGUAUUUGGCACCUGAAAUAAUUGAGUGCUCUAUGGAUGCUAAUCACCCGGGAUAUGGGACCGCUGUCGACUUGUGGAGCUGUGGAGUUAUUAUGUACACUCUCCUGGCCGGGUCCCCUCCGUUCUGGCACCGCAAACAGAUGUUGAUGCUCCGGAUGAUUCUGGCCGGGAACUACCAGUUCACCUCCCCAGAGUGGGACGACCGCUCGGAUACAGUCAAAGACCUGAUUUCUCGGCUGCUGGUGGUGAUCCCCGAGAAACGCUACACAGCCUCCGAUGCCCUGAACCACCCCUUCUUCCAGCAGUACACAGUGGAGGAAGUGCGUCACUUCAGCCCCUACAGGAAGUUUAAGGUCAUCUGCUUAACCGUGCUCGCCUCCAUGCGUAUCUACUGCAACUACCGACGCGCCAAGCCCGUCACCAAGGAGGUGAUCAAGAGCGACCCGUACGCCGUGAAGCCCAUCCGCAAGCUGAUCGAUGCCUGCGCCUUUAAGAUCUACGGCCACUGGGUGAAGAAAGGGCAGACGCAGAACCGGGCAGCCCUGUUCGAGAACAGCCCCAAGGCUAUCCUGCUCUCCCUUGCGGGGGAGGAGGUGCUGCUCAGCAUGUGGUAGCAUGACGCUAUGGCGGGUGGGGGGGGGGAGAGAUGAACAGCGUUAGUAAGCGUUUAACCUUUUUGGUUUUAUUGUAUGAUUUGGUACUUUAGUUUGUGAAUGCAUGUCUGUUUUAAUUUGAUGCUUGUUUAAACUUGAUGCAUUUAACAUGCAUACUUGAAACUGCAUGUACUGCAAUGUAAAAUGCAUUAUUUAUUAUGCGCUGAGGUUUGAGUGUGUUUAUGGUUUUAGUACACAUUUAAAAUGCUAUUGUAUCAAUAGUACCUUAAUAUUUUACUACUCUGGUGGAAUAGCUAUCAAUUAAAGAACAAUUGUUAAUACCCA
Messenger RNA from Brienomyrus brachyistius, 2150 nucleotides. RefSeq names its product phosphorylase kinase, gamma 1a (muscle) (gene phkg1a). Lineage: Eukaryota; Metazoa; Chordata; Actinopteri; Osteoglossiformes; Mormyridae. Gene Ontology annotation, molecular function: calmodulin binding; ATP binding; phosphorylase kinase activity. The coding region runs from base 648 to 1826 and encodes 392 amino acids. The transcript is spliced from 10 exons. The record is from RefSeq and is a predicted model, not a curated record. Gene Ontology annotation, biological process: glycogen biosynthetic process; protein phosphorylation. Gene Ontology annotation, cellular component: phosphorylase kinase complex.